AUCAGACUGUACAGAGAAAACAACCCUCAGUACCCCCCACCAGAGAGAGCGAGUGAGAAAGAGAGAUAGCGAGCGAAAGAGGAAACACGAGGGCAGAAAAGAUGAGGCUAAGAGCAGUGAGAGAACCAGAGACGUACAGAGGAAAGAACAGGCAGGUAUUCAUUCAUCCUGCGCUCUGCCUAGCAACGUCGUGAGGGAGCAACUGGAGCGGAGUGCCUUUGCCCCUCUCAGCAGCAGUACCGAUGAUCUGCUGGAUCUCAUCUCCACGGCUCUGCUAGCCUCAAGUUAUCAGCAGCAGCACACAGCCACCACUGAACAUGAGACUGCAGCGCUGGUGCUCUACACACACACACACACACACACACACACCGAAAAGCAGUGUGUGCUCAUGGGAAUUUCGUAAUGAGUAAUAUUGAACUAAAACCAAGGGAGGGACAGUUCUGCAUGUGGGCGUGUUCACAGUAAGAGGAAGAACUGAGAAAACAUAGCAGAGGAAGAACGACAGCAUCCAAACCUGAGGAUGGGAUCCAUAGAAGCAGUGGCUGCAUGAUUGGGCCAACCACACAGUGGGAAAAGUGUAACCGUGCGACGGUGAUGAGAGCUGAGCCAAGGUGUGUGGUGGCCAGGGAGAAGAGAUAGCUAAACCAUUCAAUCUGGGGGCAGCACUGGGCAGAGGCAUAGGGUGGUUGUUGUACCCUGAGAGAUGUGCAGAGCAAUUCCUUAGUCCUCCUCCGAAAACGACUUGCACUGGGAACAGAUAAAAACAUCAGCCUCUGUUGAAGACUGCACUUCGUCUCUGAGCAUCAAGCUGGUUGAAACGUACAGGCAGGUCUGACAACUGACCAGCAAUUCAAAAGUGACUUGAAUGGAAAUACAGCAUGCACCACCCCUGGUGUAGCUCCCUCAGGAACCCACGACACGUCACCCUGUCAUCGGCGAUAAAGGUUUGUUCGCACACAACAAGUACCUGACCGAGUGUCAACGCUGCCCAAGUGAGGUGGUGCACGCAGCCACCAUGCAGUGGAGGCGGCGCCACUGCUGCACGCACAUCGCCAGGCUCCUGUCUCUCCUCUCGUUGCUGGGGGUCCUGGUCAUCCUGAGCCAUCAGGACUGGCUGCUGGGCUUCAAGGGCUCAACAUGGCGGAGGGAGAACCCAGUGGCUUACACUGAGGGAGGAGGACUACACUUCAAAGACAAAGGGAAUCACAGCUCCUCACAGAUUCUAUGGAGGGCGACUAAUGCUAGCUUGAGCGGAGAGGUCGGGCUAGGGGGCCUGCUGACCUCGGAACCCUACCCUUACAUCAUCAACGAGCCCAACAAGUGCCAGGAGGGUGACCCAGCGCCAUUCCUGGUACUGCUGAUAGUCACGGAGGCCCAGCAGGUGGAGGCCAGGGAGGCCAUCCGGCAAACAUGGGGAAACGAGAGUGUGGUCCCCGGCCUUGUCCGGCUCUUCCUGCUGGGCGUGAAGGAGGGUGAGGUGGGCCGCCUGCAGCAGAGCAGCCUGGAGGCAGAGAGCCGGAGGCACCAUGACAUCAUCCAGCAGGACUAUAUGGACACGUACAACAACCUGACCAUCAAAACCCUGAUGGGCAUGCACUGGGUGGCCGCGCACUGCCCGGGCGCCAACUACGUCAUGAAGACAGACAGUGACAUGUUUGUCAACACCGAGUAUCUCGUCCACAAGCUGCUCCGGCCCGAAAUUCAGCCCAAACGGGACUACUUCACAGGCUACCUGAUGAGGGGCUAUACGCCCAACAGGAACAAGGAAAGCAAGUGGUACAUGUCCCCCGAGCUGUAUCCCAGUGAGAGGUACCCCACCUUCUGCUCAGGAACUGGCUACGUGUUCUCGGGGGACCUGGUGGAGAAGAUCUACAGGGCCUCUCUGGGCAUUCGCAGGCUGCAUCUGGAGGACGUCUACGUGGGCAUCUGCCUGGCCAAGCUGCGGAUCGAACCCACGCCACCGCCCAAUGAGUUCCUGUUCAACCACUGGCGGGUGUCCUACUCCAGCUGCAGGUACAGCCACCUUAUCACCUCCCACCAAUUUCAACCCAACGAACUGCUCAAGUACUGGCACCACCUCCAGCGCAACAAGCACAACGCCUGCAUCAACACGUCCAAAGUCUAGAUGGGCAGGUUUCACCAGAGGAGACUUCAGGGGUACAGCCUAUUUGGUGACAGAGGAUCAUGGGUGAUGUUUGAUCAUGGCCUGUGCAGGAGUCACUGGCAAGAUGUAACCGAGUAAAGCACAUGUUUUUGGACAAACUAA
Molecule: messenger RNA, 2266 nt
Organism: Coregonus clupeaformis (lake whitefish)
Lineage: Eukaryota; Metazoa; Chordata; Actinopteri; Salmoniformes; Salmonidae
Product: beta-1,3-galactosyltransferase 2
Exons: 2
Coding region: 1016-2125 (369 amino acids)
Cellular component (GO): membrane
Molecular function (GO): N-acetyl-beta-D-glucosaminide beta-(1,3)-galactosyltransferase activity
Source: RefSeq, a predicted model, not a curated record